CUCACCAUGUAGCCUCACUCACAGGCUGGUCUCGCUCACAGUGAUCUUCUUGCCUCAGCCUCCCGAGUGCUGGGAUUACAGGUGUGCGCCAGCACUCCCGGCUCCCCCAUGUCUUUUUGAGUCAGGGGCUGGCCUAAUAGUUCAGGCUGACCUUGAACUAGCAGUCCUCCUGCCUCAGCCUCCCAAGUGCUGGGAUUACGAAUGUGUGCCACCAGCCCUGGUUUAGAUGACCUUUCUUGAAGAGAAGGGUCCCUGUACCUUCCUGCCCUUUGGGACAGAACAGAGUAGCCUGAAGUGCAUGGGGAGGACCCCCGUCGUCCUCAUCAACCUUGUCCCCUCUCCCUAGGUAGGCUCAUGGCUGCAACCUGUGAGAUUAGCAACAUUUUUAGCAAUUACUUCAGUGCUAUGUACAGCGCGGAGGACCCCAGCCUGGCCCCUGUUCCCCCUGUUUCCACCUUCGGGGCUGACGACUUAGUGCUGUCCCUGGGCAACCCACAGACGUCGCUGGAGGGCACCGAGAAGGCCAGCUGGUGGGGGGAGCAGCCGCAGUUCUGGUCGAAGGCCCAGGUUCUGGACUGGAUCAGCUACCAAGUGGAGAAGAACAAGUACGACGCCAGCGCCAUCGACUUCUCUCGGUGUGACAUGGACGGGGCCACUCUCUGCAGCUGUGCCCUGGAGGAGCUGCGUCUGGUCUUCGGGCCUCUGGGGGACCAACUCCACGCCCAGCUGCGCGAUCUUACCUCCAGCUCUUCCGAUGAACUCAGCUGGAUCAUUGAGCUGCUGGAGAAGGACAGCGGUGUGGCCUUCCAGGAUGUGCUCAGAGACCCGGGCCCCUUCGGUGAGGGCACCUGUCCAUCCCGGCGCGCUCCGGACACCGCCCCCCUGGACACCAGGUGCUCAGACAGCCGCCCCAAGCCCUGGCUGAGCUCGCCCCUCUCCCCAGACCAGGGAAGCCCCUUCCCCCAGGAGCUGCCGGAGGUGAUGGAGGACGGCGGCCAGGCCAGCCCCUACUACGCCGCCAGCUACGGCACCGGCGCCCCCUCCCCAGGCUGCUCCGAGGUCUCCACCGCAGGGACCGGCACUCCUCAGAGCUCCCACUCCUCAGACUCCGGUGGGAGUGACGUGGACUUGGACCCCACGGACAGCAAGCCCUUCCCGAGAGAUGGCUUCCCAGACUAUAAGAGGGGGGAACCCAAGCAUGGGAAGCGGAAACGAGGCCGGCCCCGGAAGCUGAGCAAAGAGUACUGGGAGUGCCUGGAGGGCAAGAAGAGCAAGCACGGUGAGCCCAGGGCACGGCAUGGUGCACCCCCUUGCCCCAGGGGCUGUCAGCUCCAGUGAGAACCCAGGCUCUGGUGACCUCAUUGCAGGGGGCCUAGGGAGGCGGGGAAACUGAGGCUCACAGAGGAGGCGCAUGCAGGGCAGGAGUGCAGGUUUCCCACCCGCACACUGCAGCUCUGUGCAUUUGGCAGCUCAGGUGUCCCUGACUCCAGAACCAGCCUGGGGCUGUGCACCCUUGGGAGGGCACCUGAAGAUCUUGCCUCUCCCGUCGUCCCCCCACCACAGACACACACACACACACACACACACACACACACACACACAC
This is a messenger RNA of Fukomys damarensis (Damara mole-rat), 1603 nucleotides long. It is a transcript of the gene Elf3, whose product is annotated as E74 like ETS transcription factor 3. Bases 355 to 1338 code for a protein of 327 amino acids. The transcript has 5 exons. Gene Ontology annotation, molecular function: sequence-specific DNA binding. NCBI's taxonomy places the organism in Eukaryota, Metazoa, Chordata, Mammalia, Rodentia, Bathyergidae. The record is from RefSeq and is a predicted model, not a curated record.